Westerdykella ornata is the source of this 438-nucleotide messenger RNA. Its product is annotated as DUF1531-domain-containing protein. The record is from RefSeq and is a predicted model, not a curated record. The annotation marks the transcript as partial. NCBI's taxonomy places the organism in Eukaryota, Fungi, Ascomycota, Dothideomycetes, Pleosporales, Sporormiaceae. Gene Ontology annotation, biological process: protein transport. The transcript has a single exon.
AGCCAGCUCCUCUCAACAUGGGGCAGCAACUUCACCCGCAACACCAAAGCCGGCCUCGCCGACAUGACCCCCAAGGACUGGAUCCGCCUCGUCAUCAUCGUCGGCACAUACUGUCUCCUCCGCCCCUACCUGAUCAAGCUCGGCGGCCGCAUGCAGACCAAAUCGCACGAGGCCGACGCCGCGGAGACGGAAGCGUUGGGCGCGGAAAUCAGCCCGAAUGACCUCAGGGGAGGCAAGAAAGGGAAGAUUGAGAUUCCGGGUGUGGGCGAUAGCAGUGAUGAGGACGAGGAGGAGUCGAGGCCGGGAGACUGGGGAAAGAAGGCUAGGGUCAGGCAGAGGAAGUUUAUACGGGAGGCGCUGGAGAGGGAGGAGAGGAGGUUGGCCGAAGAUCAGGAGGCGGAGAGUGAUAAGGAGAUUGAGCAGUUUUUGGUGGAUUAG